This is a messenger RNA of Benincasa hispida (wax gourd), 735 nucleotides long. Its product is annotated as PKS-NRPS hybrid synthetase cheA-like. Lineage: Eukaryota; Viridiplantae; Streptophyta; Magnoliopsida; Cucurbitales; Cucurbitaceae. The record is from RefSeq and is a predicted model, not a curated record.
AUGGCUUUUGGUGCUACCAUAAGGGGGUUUCUGAACUGCAUUCGUCCUGUUUUAAUUGUAGAUGUAACACAUUUAAGGGAUAAAUACAGUGGUAAACUCCUGCUUGCGACUAGGGUCGAUGGAAAUAAUCAAAUAUACCAAGUCGCAUUCGAUAUAUCUAGUGGAGAAACUGAUGAAUCUUGGGUGUGGUUCCUUCAACAAUUAAGAUGUGCAAUUGGGCAAGUUCAUGAUUUGGUUAUAGUAUCAGAUAGACACCCUAGCAUAAAAAAGGCAAUUAUCACGGUCUUCCCAGAAGCUUUUUAUGGUAUCUGCAUCCAUCAUUUGAAAGCUAAUUUAUUAGUUAAUUUUAAGAAUAAAGAUAUUUUCGAUAUUUUCGAUAAAUCAGCGAAGGCAAGUCGUGAGUCUGUGUUCAAGUACCAUUGGAGUCAAUUUGCAGGGUAUCCAGGUGCAUGCAAAUACCUAGAGGAUAUCGGUCUUGAGCGGUGGGCUAGGGUGUACCAAUGUAAUAGAAGAUACAAUCAGAUGACAAAAAAUCUCGCCGAAUGCAUAAACGGAGUGUUAAAAGAUGCACGACGGUUGCCAAUAACUUCAUUUCUAGACCAUAUUAGAGGUUGGUUACAAGAUUUGUAUUACAGACGUCGAACGGAAGCAUCAAACAGUACAUCAAGACUGUCGGACUAUGUGAUGACAAUAAUUCGUGACGCGGUGGACAAAGCGAGCAGAUAUGAAGUUUGA